UUGUGGUGGUUUCUCCUCCCUCUCCUCUCCUCUCCUCUCUGGGCUGUAUAUAAGUGUGGAUGGCUGGCUUGUGUUUCAGACUCACAGAGGGAAUGAACAAAAGCUUGUCGGACGUACGGCGCAGAGGGCCACCAUGACCCCCGCGGUGACCCCGACGAAGAGACCUCCGCCUCCUCCUGGACUGCUAAUUAUUGGUCGUGUGAGGCAUCUACAGGUGAGCUGUUAAACUCAGGAUGAUUGACAGCUGCUCCUCCUGAACCCCAGGAUGCCUGUGGUGCCAGUGGGCGGGACAUCCUCCUCCCACCACGUCGUACCUGUCGCCCUCACCUGUUCCUGGCUGCUCCUGCUCUUCCACGCCGCUUUCGGUCAGAAACCCGCCAAGCUGCCUCUGAUUGGCCGGAAGCCCUUCAUCGCCGCCUGGAACGCCCCGAUGGACAUGUGCACCAUCAAGUACAACGUUACCACCAACGCCAACCGCCUCUUCCACAUCCACGGGAGCCCGCGUGCCGAUUGGACGGGCCAGAACGUCACCAUCUUCUACGCUAACCGGCUUGGCUACUACCCCCACUACACGCCGCAGGGCGCCGCUGUGCACGGCGGCCUGCCGCAGAACAGCAGCCUGGACAUGCACCUGUUAAAGGCCUACCAGGACAUCACCCACUUCAUCCCCUCAGAGGACUUCCGUGGCCUGGCCGUCAUCGACUGGGAGUUCUGGCGGCCUCAGUGGAGCCGCAACUGGCACAAGAAAGACAUCUACCGAAGCAAGUCGAGGGAGCUGACCGCCAAGGCGUACGUCAACGUGACGGCGGCACAAGUGGAGGAGCUGGCGAGGCGGCGGUUUGAGAAGAGCGCCAAGGCGUUCAUGCAGAGGACUAUCCAGCUGGGGACACGCCUUCGCCCCAACGGCCUCUGGGGUUUCUACCUCUACCCCGACUGCCACAACUACAACCUGCACGAGCAGAACUACACGGGCUUCUGCCCUCUGCUGGAAAGGCUGAGGAACGACGAGCUGCUGUGGCUGUGGAACAGCAGCACGGCGCUCUUUCCCUCCGUGGCGAUCAAGAAAAGUCACACCAACAGCAUCGGCAACCUGCACUUCUCCCAGCACAGGAUCCGAGAGUCGCUCCGCAUCGCCUCGCUGACCUCGAAGGAGUACGACCUCCCCACCUACGUGUACCUGAGGCUGGGCUACCGAGACGAGGCCCUGGCCUUCCUCACCAUGAAAGACUUGAUCCACACCAUUGGGGAGAGUGCUGCUCUGGGAGCUGCAGGGUUCGUCAUCUGGGGGGACCUGAACCUGACCUCAUCCAGGCAUAACUGCACCAAGGUGAAAUCCUUCCUGAGCCACCGCCUCGGCCAGUACGUCACCAACGUGACGCGAGCCGCCGAGGUCUGUAGCGACUUCCUGUGCCAGGGAAACGGCCGCUGCGUCCGCAGGGACCCCCUCGCCCGCCAUUACCUCCACCUGAGCGCCGGCAGCUACCACAUCCGGCCCUCCGGCGACGAGGACUUUGUCGUCACGGGGUGGCACUCGCAGCACGAGCUGCAGCUGCUGACUGAGAGGUUUCGCUGCCACUGCUACGAGGGCCACGAGGGCGAGCGAUGCGACAGCAUCAACAAAGUGAAGGAGGACGACGGGCCGUGGAGGAAGGAGGACGACGAGCUGGAGAAGAAGAGGACGGCGUGGGAGGACGAGCAGGGUGAACGGUGGGAGGGAGGGGAGAGUGAGGCGCCACCGAACAGCUACAGCUUUCAUCUGAUGUUGUUAAUGCUCCUGUUGAACUUAUCGUUAGUAAAGACGCUCGUCUGACAAAAGGAGUCAUCUUUCAACACAGCUGUGCACAGAUGUUACUUUUCAACACACAUACAGAAUGAUGUUUUUCAGACAGACUGGUCUUUGGCUGGAUUUGAACCCAGGACGUUACUGUUUCACCUGAUGCCCUACCAACAGCACCCUCUUUAAAUGACUUACCAAAUGUUGAUUAUUAUCCAUGAAUCUAGAGAUAGUUUUUUACUUAACAACUGUCAUUUUGGCCCAUUUCCAGACCACUGAAUCACUGCCCACAUCUCAGAUUUGUUCAAGGAUUCAAAUAGGUCUGGUGUUGUGCACAUUAACAGCUGUUUCCCUGGCUGGAGGAGAUAUUUGUAUAUGAACAGGUCAACCUGGUCUCAUGGGAAGGCGUAUAAAUAACACAACAUUACAAGGACAUUCCGCGUGUAAUUAGAACGCAUUUUAGUUUUGUUUCGCGUGUCAUUUUUACGCCAUGCAACAAAACUGGAACAGCUGCAAUUAGGUUUAGGCAACAAAACCACUUAGUUCGGUUUAUGAAAAACAUCAUGGUUGGUUAAAAUAAGUACGAAAAACAACGCAACAGAAGUACGAUCACAAUCACAAACGUCACUAAAAAACACGGCACAAACGUAACUUCAAAAUAACUCAACAACACUUUGGGAUAUGAACAGCGGUCUCCUGGUUGAAUGUCGUGUGUUUGUUGGACCCACGGGUCCUCUUCAUGAAGUCGGCCGCCAGGUUUUUACAGUAUCCCGAACGGACAAACCAAACUCUGGCUUGAGAUAGGUACAUUCACAUUUUCACGUCGGCCACCGUAGUUCAGCAUAACCCGAGAGGCUUCAGUUGGUUGCAAUCUGCAACCUUACCGCCAGAUGCUGCCAAACACACUGCACACACACCUACACAACGCACCUCUAGCACUCAGCUGAGGUCGCUGCUGAGUGGAAAAAAGAAACUUGUGAAAUGAAAACAGCUGCUGUGUUGAAAAGUAACACGUGUUUAAAAAAAACACAACACUUCCUUUUUAAAGGAGUGUGAUGGCACUUUACCUGACACAUACAUGAGGUUUGGGAUGUUGACAGAUGAAGGUUUGGUUGAUUGUAAUACGGUUCAACAAAGGUGAACUGUAUUUGACCUCUGCAACUAUCUGCACUGGCAUCUUUAGCCAACAACUGCAUCCAUUCUUCCAGGAAUGUUAAUGUAGAUACUGUUUGUUAAACUGUGGACUGAUUCACCUGCAGAGCCGAGGAUCGGAUCGGAGGAAUCGCGUUUAUUGCUUCUAAAAGCUUCGUGGUUCAGUAGGAUAACAGUCAAAUCUGGCAGGACAAUCCUCUAGUUUGUUUUGUGGAGACAACAACAAAGCCUUUCAAUGGAAACCAAAGGGUGCUACUACUACCAACACCACCACACAGCCAUAUGUUGGAAAAUCACUAAAGUUUGACGCUCGGUCUGUGGUGCUUUUGAAGACAUAUUUCUGAUGAACUUUUUCUCAACAAUAAGCUGUUAUUUCACUUGACAUUAUACAUAAAGUGUGUAUUUUUUGUACUGUUCCUUACAUUAUACUCUUGAAGUACGGCAUGUCAGGAAACAAGCCUGUUGUGACGCGGCAUUCACAUGGUGUAGGUGCUAUUGAUUUCAAAAUAUUAUGUAUCUGUAUCCUUUCUAUAUAGGUAUAAGUAUAGAGUUUUUCAGUGUUUAUGUAGAGGUUGAUGUUACUAUAUCUCAGUUCGGAGGACUCAAAUCAGCAGACUGUUUUUAGUUUUUGAUGAUAUCUCAUGUCGUUGUGGCUGAGCGGACCAAACCGUCUCUGAAGCCGAUGUACAGUACUGUAGGUAUGACGAAACACUGAACAGGAUGUAAAACAUGGCACAUACUGUAUCUGAAUACAUGACUCAGUGGCUCGCUCACUUCUUGCCAAAGAAGAAUCAUCUCCUGUAAAAAUAUGACGAAGUAGAAAGUUGACUUAAGACUGAACGCAGGUUAGAGUUCAAUUUAGUUGAAGUUUUGGUGUAGAACACCUGUUGGGAAGAAAGUCAGGGUGGAUGGUUGUAUAAAUUAUGUGACAGCUUUCUUUUAACCAUGACCGUAAUCUUUCUCUGACCUUAAAGUAGUUUUAGUGACCUAAACUUUGCCAAACCUUAACCAUAGAAGUGGCAGAGCAGAGAAAAAGCAAUACGGAUCAUUUGAAAUAGUUUUGGAAGACACUGACAAACAAUUCUGUUCUGAAAAUAGGGGCGUAAGAUCAUUGAUUUUUCUGUGGCAGCUGCACACAAAGAGCUCAAUAUGUGUUUCGAAAAAAGGCCUGCAGUGAAACUGACUGGAACUGGAUAACUGUUUUGGGUCCAAUCCAUAUUUACCACAGACCAAAGACCUGGAACAUUUUAAAUCAAAUCCAGAGCAGAGGUGGACCUGACCAAAGACGUCUAAUGGAGGUUUCUGCUCUUUAAAGUUGAACAUGUAGCAUCUCUGUAACACUGAUCCUGGUUUAAACUGAAUCAGUACUUUCAUCACUGCCUAACCUCCAGGUGAAGUUCAGUUCUGAAGAGUUUCACUUCACUCAUCAUGAUGCGGUCACUGUGUUUUUGUUUUUCUGAGGAUUGUAAACCAAAUAUGCAACAAGGACUAUGCAACACAUGAAAAAUGUUACCUGAAUGUAAAUGCACUGCAAAUAAAGACUUUUCUUCAGUACACCUACA
Sebastes umbrosus (honeycomb rockfish) is the source of this 4488-nucleotide messenger RNA. RefSeq names its product hyaluronidase-4 (gene hyal4). Gene Ontology annotation, biological process: hyaluronan catabolic process; carbohydrate metabolic process. Bases 266 to 1810 code for a protein of 514 amino acids. Lineage: Eukaryota; Metazoa; Chordata; Actinopteri; Perciformes; Sebastidae. Gene Ontology annotation, molecular function: hyalurononglucosaminidase activity. The transcript has 4 exons. The record is from RefSeq and is a predicted model, not a curated record.